ACGAAAUCUUUCACACCAAAGUGGAUCAAGGCGGGCACUGCACAACUUGCCUCAUGGCGACCACCAAGCAAAAGCUCCUCUUCGUUCUCACGUCCCACGACAAGCUCGGCAACACGGGCCACCCUACAGGAUGGUACUUGCCCGAACUGGCACACCCUUACCAGUUCCUAGUCCAGCACUACGACAUCACGGUUGCGUCUCCUCUCGGAGGCGUUGCCCCGCUAGACCCUAGCAGCAAGGAAGCGUUCGCCGCCGACCCGGAUUCAAUUGCGUUCUUGAACGACCCCGUCGCCCAACACACCGUUGCGAACACGAGAAAGUUGUCGUCCUUGUCAAAAGACGAACUCGUGACGUUUGUCGGCGUCGUGUAUCCUGGAGGCCACGGCCCCAUGUUUGACUUGCAUUCGGAUGCAGAAAGCCACCGCGUGAUUACCACGGUGUGGGAAAACAAUGGCGUCGUCGCGUCAGUAUGCCAUGGUCCUGCGUCAGUGUCGGCGGUGAAGCUCUCGGAUGGUUCCUACCUUGUCGCUGACAAGAAUGUCACGGGCUUCUCCAACGCUGAAGAGGACGCAGUGAAUCUAACCGCGGCCAUGCCGUUCCUGCUCGAAGACGAACUCAAGCAGCAUGGGGCGCGUUACUCCAAGGCGGACAACAUGUGGGCUGAGCACGUCGUGGUCGACGGCAAGUUGAUCACGGGCCAAAACCCUGCAUCGUCCCACAAGUUUGCGCACGAAAUCCACAGAGUGUUGAGCCAGCAUUAACCUUUCCAAUACUUUCCAUGUCCACCAGAGCGUAGCGGUUGAGGUGUAUUGCGCGUGUUUUUGUUUGGAGGGGACCUGUGCGUUCGCAGACGAUGUUACAUAGAACAAGGACAAGUUAGUGGCAGCUGAGGUCUUCCUACGAGAGAAAUGAAAUCCCUGUGAAUGCUCGAUA
Messenger RNA from Aphanomyces invadans, 933 nucleotides. RefSeq lists its product as hypothetical. The record is from RefSeq and is a predicted model, not a curated record. Bases 54 to 761 code for a protein of 235 amino acids. Lineage: Eukaryota; Oomycota; Saprolegniomycetes; Saprolegniales; Verrucalvaceae. Gene Ontology annotation, molecular function: glyoxalase III activity. The transcript is spliced from 2 exons.